This is a messenger RNA of Saccoglossus kowalevskii, 2082 nucleotides long. RefSeq names its product TATA box-binding protein-associated factor RNA polymerase I subunit B-like. Gene Ontology annotation, biological process: nucleolar large rRNA transcription by RNA polymerase I; RNA polymerase I preinitiation complex assembly. NCBI's taxonomy places the organism in Eukaryota, Metazoa, Hemichordata, Enteropneusta, Harrimaniidae. Gene Ontology annotation, molecular function: RNA polymerase I core promoter sequence-specific DNA binding. Gene Ontology annotation, cellular component: RNA polymerase I core factor complex; RNA polymerase transcription factor SL1 complex. The record is from RefSeq and is a predicted model, not a curated record.
AUGCCCGUGUGCUCAAACUGUGAGGCAGUAGACAAUUUUUAUAUUGAAGAUGGGUUUUAUUUCUGCAGUGAUUGUAACACUCAAAGUCAGGACAUUAGAGAUAUCCAGUUGGAAGAGGAUUACGUAAAAACGCCAUCAUUGCAAAUUAAAUCAAAAUCUGAUGACUCCAAGACAAAGAAAUCUAAAGUCCCAGAUAAAGGCAAACCAUGGUUCACACAUGAAGCUUUUCAGUUUAUCUUAAAGAAACAAGUUCAGAAACUGAUUGAAAUUGGAGUAUCACCUGCACUAGAGGAGAAUGUUUUUAAAUUAUGGUGUAAAUAUUUAAAUAAAGUUGGUAUCGCCUUUCAUUCCAAUGAAAAAGAUGAUGCUGUUGGUCUUGAACCAUUUCCACGGUUACGAGAUGAGUUUCCUGGCACUGAAGAUGAUCCUUUUAGGGAGAAAGCAAAAAAGGAAAAGAGAAAACGUUCAGACUCAGAGUCAUCCCAAAGUGGCAAAGAAACAUCAGAUUCUAUGCAAGAUUCCAUCUCCUGUGAAGAAACUGAUCCUAACGUGAGUGAUUCCGAUCCAAAUGAUGGUCUUGAUGAGAAUGUUGAUAGUGAUGCUGAAAAUAUAGAUGAUGAUGAAGAUAAAGAUGAAGAUGAUGAUAAUGAUAAAGAUAAAGAUGAUGAUAAUGAUAAAGAUGAUGAUAAUGAAUCAAUCGGUUCUGUUGACCAGAAGAGACCACAUAGCACAAACCGGAUAGAUCGAAUGAGUAUGGACCUGACUGUAUGUUUUAUAUACUUAGCACUUCUAUGGUUAAGAGAACCUGUGUUAUUGUGUGAUCUACUUAGAUGGAUACGUCAAGGUCAUCUUCCUUAUAUUGGAGCCAAUAAGAUAUUACCAAAACACAUGAAAUUUUCUUUUUUUGAUAACAAGACAUUUUGUUCACAAGUAAUACCAUCCAGUAUGACUAUCAGAUAUAAAGUUGGUAGACUGUCAUCGUUUCUUGGCAUUGAUACAUUUCCUACUAUAUAUAUAAAGAAUUUGAUAUCCCGGUUUAUACUAGACCUCAAUUUACCAGCGGAAUUUCAUGGUUAUGUAAGUAAUUUAUUGGACACUCCAUAUUUGAAGUUUGAAGUCACACCAAUAAUGAAAACAUUGAUAAGCUACGAGGGCAUUGCAAUUGGUUACAUCAUUGUAGCUAUCAAGAUGAUGUUUGGUUUAGAUGAUGUAACUGAGCAUAAAAUAUCGCAGCAAGCUGAAAAACUACAACAAGAUAUUAGUACAGGUCCAAAACUAUUUACUUGGGACAGUUGGACGAAAGCAAUGAAAUCAAGACAAGAGAACCAUUUUUUACCUGAAGUUCCAAAGACUAUAAGUGAUUUGAGCAAGUUGCAUCAUUUGUCGGUGUACAUGAAUAAUUACCAGAAUGGUGUGAGCAAAUGGAAGACCUGUUACACAGAUAAUGAAGAACGACGCAUAUAUCAAGAAGUCAAUCGACGAGAGCUGCAGAAGCCUUUCAGUUCCCUGCGAACUAUUGACAUCGGUAAAUACAGUGACAUUCUGCAGGAUGAUGCCACCUCAUUCAGUGGUUUUCAACCUACAGAAGAGGAAGUCAGAGAAGAUGAAGUCAGUGAAAAAAAUCCAUUGUCAGAAGACAGCAAUGAAAUUAAGAGUGAUCAAGUUGAGGAGCUUCAAACAGAUUUUUCUUUGCACACCUUGGAGUACAUCACAAAUGCACAGGAGUUUAUUACAAUGAAUUGUAACCAUGGUAACAGUGAUGAUGAAGAUGAGGAAGAUGAAUUUGAUGAAAGUGCUAUAAGCAGUGCCCAAAUAUUCACAUCUGCGCAUAGGAAUUAUGUGGUGUAUCCAGAUUUCAAACGUAUCCAUGAUUUUCAAGGAGGAUGGUUUGAGAAUCGACGUGAAGAAUUUCAUCACUCCUACACCUGGUUGAUGGAUUUGUGUUCUGACUUGCUACAAACUGAAAAAGAGGACUUGCAUUGUCAAGUCAUUAAUGCAGAAUACUUGAUUGGCAUACGAAAAGAGUCGUAUCAUGCGAAACACUUUACGUUUGGAAAAGUUAGGAAAACUAAGAAGAAAUGA